UUGUGAAAAGAUAUGACAAGUGAAGCACCAAGUUGGGCGGAUCAAUGGGGAACCGGAGGGAUCGGAGAGAUGCCGGAGGAAGAUAACACCAAAAGUGCCGGCGGUAAGAAGUCCGGCACGACCAAAGCCAAGAUUAUUGACUUCAUAAGUUUCAAGUGGAUGAAGAAUCUUGUGCACAAGAAGAAGACAAAAGACUAAUUCUUAAAAAUGAAAAGAAGGCAACAUUUUCUAUGUACCCUUUUCCUUCUGAAGAUAUCAAAAUCUGUCAUUGUAUUUGUUUGUUUUCAUGUCGAGUUUCAUGUGAAUUAUGUAUGGUGCAUCCCACGAUUGAAUGUUUUUUUUUGUUUUGUUA
Brassica oleracea var. oleracea is the source of this 352-nucleotide messenger RNA. RefSeq lists its product as uncharacterized. The transcript has a single exon. NCBI's taxonomy places the organism in Eukaryota, Viridiplantae, Streptophyta, Magnoliopsida, Brassicales, Brassicaceae. The coding region runs from base 13 to 198 and encodes 61 amino acids. The record is from RefSeq and is a predicted model, not a curated record.